Molecule: messenger RNA, 1557 nt
Organism: Cygnus olor (mute swan)
Lineage: Eukaryota; Metazoa; Chordata; Aves; Anseriformes; Anatidae
Gene: SCAMP2
Product: secretory carrier membrane protein 2
Exons: 9
Coding region: 106-1107 (333 amino acids)
Biological process (GO): protein transport
Cellular component (GO): recycling endosome membrane; trans-Golgi network membrane
Source: RefSeq, a predicted model, not a curated record
CGUGGGUGGGGGGGUGCGGCGCACGCGCGCUGGCGCUCCCGGAAGCGUCGGCGCGGCGGCGGCCGGGGCGGGAGCGCGGAGCGGAGCGGGGCGGGGAGCGCCGCCAUGGCGGGUUUCGACACCAACCCGUUCGCGGACCCGGUGGACGUGAACCCCUUCCAGGACCCCUCGGUGACACAGCUCACAAACACAAGCCAGAGCGGCUUGGAUGAGUUCAACCCCUUCUCGGAGAGCUCCCAGCUGACAAAUGCAGCGCGGACGACGCCGGCCACGCAGCCCGCCGGCCACUCGCAGCCCGCCGUCCUGCAGACCUCGGUGGAGCCCACCCCGCAGGCUGUGGCUGCAGCAGCACAGGCCGGGCUGCUUCAGCAGCAGGCGGAACUCGAGAGGAAGGCGGCCGAGCUGGAGAAGAAGGAGAGGGAGCUGCAGAGUAACGCCGCCAGCAUUAACCCGAGGCAGAACAACUGGCCGCCCCUUCCCAGGAAGUGCCCCAUCAAGCCCUGCUUCUACCAGGAUUUCUCCGCAGACAUCCCGGCCGACUACCAGCGGAUAUGCAAGAUGCUGUAUUACUUGUGGAUGCUGCACUCGGUUACCCUGCUCCUGAACCUGCUCGCUUGCCUGGCAUGGUUCACGGUCCAGACGGAAAGAGGAGUAGACUUUGGUCUCUCAAUCCUGUGGUUCGUUUUAUUCACUCCUUGUGCCUUCCUCUGCUGGUACCGGCCGAUUUACAAGGCUUUCAGGUCUGACAGCUCCUUCAGCUUCUUCGUCUUCUUUUUCAUCUUCUUCUGCCAAAUCGCAAUCUACAUCAUCCAGGCUGUCGGCAUUCCUGGCUGGGGAGACAGCGGCUGGAUUGCGGCGCUGUCCGAGCUGCACGGGAACCUGGCCGUGGCUGUCAUCAUGAUGGUGGUGGCGGCGUUCUUCACGCUCUGCGCCGUCCUCUCGCUCUUCCUCCUGAAGCAGGUGCAUUCCCUGUAUCGCCGCACGGGCGCCAGCUUCCAGAGGGCCCAGGAGGAGUUUUCCCAAGGCAUCCUCACCAACAGGAGCUUCCAGAACGCAGCGGCCGGGGCGGCCUCCUCGGCCGCACACGGAGCUUUCCGGGGGAAUUAGCCCCUCAGGGGGCUGCCCCCGCCUCGCCUCCCCUCCCCUCCCGCCAUCGCCCCGACCUCCAUUUUCUAACGAUGCACUUUCCGUGGGUACCAUGUUAGCUCUGUGACGCCGACUCCAGAUGAGGAGAGGUCUGGUUUAGCUUCAGCUGGCCCAGGUUUAUCACGGUUUGUUUUCCCUGGCCUUCUCGGGGGCGCGGGGAGCGGAGGGAGACGUCUCUGCCGGGCGUUCGUCUCCUCCUGCCCUCCCCUGGCUGCAGCAGGGGGGCGAGGAGAAGCAGGUUUUUUGAUUUUAUUUUCUCUCUUCUAUCGGCCUUUGCUCUGAACAACUUGAUUAUCUGCUGUUUUUUUGGGGGGGUUUUGUAACUCGCAUGUAGUCUGUCGUUGAUUUUAAGAGCGGAAGCUGUACCUUCGGGUUACCACACUUAACACGAUGCUGCAUUUCCACCUCCCA